AUGUACAGAGAGACAGACAGAGACAAAGAGAACAGUUAUUAUUCCAUUAAAAUAAUAUCAAGUAAUAUUUAUGUUUACACAGCAUGUUUUGUUUCUCUAGAUGCUUUCAACAUCCUAUCCCUGGACAGUGUCAGCAAUUAUUACAGGAAGUACUCAGCCUUUCGUAAGGAGGGUCAUUUUCACUACAUCCAUAGAACUCAUUUUGGAAGCUAUUCUUUUAUCUGUGUAGAUGCCACCUUAACUCCUGGACCCAAGAGACCGUACAAUUUCUAUGGGAUUUUAAACCAGACCGGGGUGACUGAGCUAGCCGCAUUAGCUGAAGAAAGCCACCACAGCAACCAGUCGAUAUGGUUUGGGCAUUAUACCACUUCCACAAUCAUCUCUGCUGCUCCUGGUAUAAGACAAGUGAUGAGUUCUGCAACAGCGUACCUGUGUGGUCAUCUUCAUACUCUUGGAGGAUUGAUGCCUGUCUUGCACAGUCAGCACCGUCAAGGCACACUGGAGCUUGAACUUGGAGACUGGAUGAUCAACAGAAGGUAUCGUAUUGCAGCCUUUGACCAUGAUCUCUUCAGCUUCUCUGAUCUCUCAUUUGAUGUGUGGCCUGCUGUGCUCAUCACUAAUCCAAAAGCCACACUCUACAGUAAUCCUGCUCAGGAACCUUUGGGAAGAAUCCGAAAUUCAACUCACAUUAGAAUUUUGGCAUUUUCCACUUCAAGCAUCUCUUCUGUCCUUGUUAGUAUUGAUGGUAUCGAUUUAGGUAAUGCUGUUUCAACGUCUGGUCCUCUAUUUGUCCUGAAAUGGGACCCAAUGUCUUACAGCAAAGGCUUGCAUUACAUAUAUGUGAAAGUCCAGGAUGAUACAGGAAGAACCGUUUCUAAAGAGCAUGUCUUUACAUUGGAAGAUGAUGUUCCUCUAAGAUUUAACCUGCUGCCAUCUUUUAUUCUUCUCACAGACCAUUAUAUUUUGGUCAGAAUCAUCUUUUUCUUGAGUAUAGCUGUACACGUCAGUAUCAUCAUUGUGUUUAGGUAUCUGAAGAAGCCAGUCCCGAAAGAACCACCAGGACUGCUCACAUCAGCUUGCCUUUCACUACAUGCCUUCAGUAAAAGCAACAACUUCUACUAUCCCAUCCUUCUAUUCAGUCUGUAUACAGUAGUUGGUCCCUGGUUUGUUGGGGAGUUAAUUGACGGCCAUGUUGGAGUCUGUUUUACAUUUGGGCUUAUUGUCAAUGGACAUUUCUUGGAAGGAAGUUUGACAUACUUAGUAGGAACUAUGCAGGUGGUAUGCUUUAACUUUCCCCUCAACUGCUACCUGUGUUGGUGCCUGUCAUUGAGAUGUCGUGGCCAUUGCUUCCGGGCCCAUGUGCGAGAUAUCGGGGUUCUUCGUACAGUACCAGUACACCUCAUUAUGCUGUUAUGCUUCAUAUGGCAAAGCUACUCAUGUGUCUUUCUGCUGCAGACUUAUGGAGUCCUUGCAUUCUUUAUAUCCCCACAGCGAACGUGGUCCUUGAUCCUUACAGUAAUUCUAAUAAGAAAAACAUGGACAUCCACUGACUCACAUUUACGAACUUACAUAGCAGAAAUGAAGAAUUAUCAUGCCUCUUAGCUGAUGACUAGAGAUGGUGUCAUAAUAAACAAGUGAAGAAGACAUCAAAGAAGUGUGUGAGCCUUCAGGCGCAACAUUUCCUAUCUCCCCACCCUGACAAUAUCAGUGGUCCAUUAUGGACAAUGAGUUUGUGCAAUUUCUGCUGAGGUGUCUCAUUGUCUUGGAAGCUUUCUAAAAGUUCCAUACCAAGUCUGUGUUACGCAGAAGCAGGCAACUGUUCUCUAAAAGUUUCCAGCAUCAAACCAGUCUUAAUCCCAUGUUGCUAUAAACAGAACGAUGCAGGUUGGCUGGUUCUUCUGUUACUAGACAUACUAGAUUCCACAGAUGAAAGAUUUUUUAAUGAAGUUUUCUAUUACAGUAUUCAGAAUUGCUGUUUACACUACAUUCUCUAAUUUGUCUGAUAUGCACAAUGCCAAUAUGGCAGAUAUUGUUUUGUGUUGUCUACCUGUACUAGGAACUGUAUAAAAUAGCAUGAAUAGCCAGUGAAAAUUAUUUCAGAUUUGAAUUAAUUUUUACCCAGAUGGUGACAGCUUUAAGUUUAGGUUGCAUAUUCCAUUUUGUAGUAGUGGUUUCUUCUACUUACUUUCUGCUUGAAACAACUGUCUUAGAAAUGUCUUUGGAUACAUACAUAAUGAUUCUUUGUGUAUGAAGUGUGACAUUUUAUUAAGAAAAUAAUCCUAAAACUGUGCUGUUAUACAAGCCUUUAAGGACGUAAAGAAUGAAAAGCAAAUGCAGUCCGAUUGUGUUAAGUUAUUGUGGUAACAGUGUAAUCUCCUGAAUUAAGAUGUUUACUGUUACGUGAUUAUAUACUUCAGCUCCCCAAGACUAGAGUGCAUUACUGGCUAUCAAGUGGAUAUUAAACAUUGAUCAUGUGCGUCUUAAACAUUCA
Messenger RNA from Protopterus annectens (West African lungfish), 2491 nucleotides. RefSeq names its product transmembrane protein 62 (gene TMEM62). The coding region runs from base 1 to 1602 and encodes 533 amino acids. NCBI's taxonomy places the organism in Eukaryota, Metazoa, Chordata, Ceratodontiformes, Protopteridae. The record is from RefSeq and is a predicted model, not a curated record. The transcript has 12 exons.